Molecule: messenger RNA, 1006 nt
Organism: Folsomia candida
Lineage: Eukaryota; Metazoa; Arthropoda; Collembola; Entomobryomorpha; Isotomidae
Product: transmembrane protein 267
Exons: 3
Coding region: 401-859 (152 amino acids)
Source: RefSeq, a predicted model, not a curated record
AUACGCGGACGACUAUUGACUAUUUUCUUGGACGGAAAUUUAUUGCAUACGAAAUACAAUUUUUGACGGUUUUAAUAAAAUAAUUGUACAUAAUAAGCGAUAUAUAGGAGAGAGGUUACAAAUAUUUCCAUCUGCAUAUAUUUCACAGACUUGGUUAUGUCAUAUGUAAUUGACGAUAUAUAUAAAUAAAUUGAUUAAUAAUUUUAAGGACUAAUUAGACUUAAAUUAAGGAACUAGAUCGUUUUCUCGUCCUUAAAAAUGUCAAGUUUAACAUUCAUCCGGAUUUUAGCAACUCUUAUGCUUCUGUGUUUCACUGACUUUGGCGAUUUUGUAAGAAUACACGCUUGAAUCUCGACAUUUUGUCAUAAACUGCCGUCGAUUUCAUGCAAUAUUGGACAAUAUGAUUCACGUCUGGAUUGGAAUAUUGUCCUGGAUAAUAUUCACUGAAGACCCAUUCGGCAAAUGUCAGGAUUUGAUAGCUGUGGCGCUGGGCGCCAGCGUUAUUGAUUUGGAUCACUUUCUCGCUGCUCAGAGCUUCUCGGUGGACGCGGCGAUGAGUGCGGGCAAGCGAGGAAUUUUUCAUUGCACGGGCCUUGCCAUUCUUAUCUCGCUGGUCCUUUUCCGUCUCAAGGGUCGCUCGAGUGCCCUUCUCUUCCUCCUCGCCGUCAUCCCCCACCAUUUAAGGGACGCUCAACGAAGGGGUCUCUACGUCCUGCCCUUCACCCACCAGCUCGACACACCCCCGCUGAACAGGGCCCUCGUCCGCCUUCUCCUCCCCCUAGUGCCUUGGGUCCUCAUCCUCGCCAACCAUUUACAGGCUGGAAACCCUCCGACGAUUUCGAGGGUAUUCAAUGUUUAGAGACGGAAGUAGUCGUAUUUUAUGAGUAUGUACAUUCAAGAUUUGUGAUAUUUUUUUUUAUAAUGGGACUGAAAGAAAACAUGUACUUAUUGCCUUAAUAAAAAUGAAUAAUAAGCGUUAAUUAAUGUGAGGGCUGGUGAGACAAGA